Molecule: messenger RNA, 1278 nt
Organism: Schistosoma mattheei
Lineage: Eukaryota; Metazoa; Platyhelminthes; Trematoda; Strigeidida; Schistosomatidae
Source: the annotation of a GenBank genome assembly
AUGUCUACACAGAAUUGUUUGAAAUUUAAUAAUAGUAAUAAUAAUAACCCACCUGUUUAUCCAAUGUUUAAUUUACAAAAUCUUGACAGUAAUCGUUGGUUCACAUCACCGUUAUCUUCAGUUACAGCAACAUCACCGCCGACAGUUGGACUACCAACGUCUAUGACUACUAGUAAUAAUCCUGUUCAUUCUACUUUAAACAAUAGUAAUAACCGAUUCGCAACAAUCGAUGAUAGUCAGUUGAUUGUAGGCAAUAAUAUGAAUAAUAAUAACAAUAAUAUUUUAUCAUCAAAUCAAAAUCCACAAUAUCGUCGAUGCUUAGAAACAUUGAAAUUACGUCAAACUAGAUUGGCUGUUGCAUUGAUUCGUGUCUCAAAAUCACAUAUUCAUCGAUUAGAUCAAAUUGUACAAAUUUGUAAUCAAAAUAUUCAUUCAGCUGUUAGUUUAUUAGCUAUUUCUCAACAGGUAUUUGCAGAAGCAGUUGGUUGGAAAUUAAGAUCACCAGUUAAUCGUAAACCUAAUAAUACCAAUUUAUUGGAAUCUGCUUAUAGUGAAUGUGGUUGCUUGUUAAAUUCUAAUCCUCCACCUGGUUUAUUGUUACCGACUGCAACUAAUCCAACAAUUGAAUCAUUUUACACACGUGAUCGUAUAUUUCUUAUUAGCACUGCAUUUCAUUUAGCUUUAAUAGUUGUUCUACGUACACUUAGCCGAUCAGUACACUGGCGUCGACGUGAAAUGUUAGCAUGGGCAGUUACAACUGCUUUACAUGUUGGUCCACCUGCUUGUUUAUACUUAAUUUAUCAUUGGUCAUCUUACGUAAAUCCAAGAGAGGCUGUUAGUUGGCUUGCUCCAGCUUUACUUACAGCUGUCGGUACAUUAGAUGUAAACACAUCAACUAAUGUUACUCCACGUAUGUCAAAAUCUUUGUCAACCAAUAAACUUUGUCCUACUGAUCAAUCAAAUCCGUCUACUAUAGACAAUCCAAUGUGUUUUGAUCAUUCUUCACUAUUCUUCAGUCUUUCUAAUUGGGAUGAUGAUUCUUUAAAUGGUGGUUGUGCCAGUAGUGGUUUAAUGAUGAAUAUGAAUCCUACACCUGAUACAAAUUAUUCAAUAUGCCCAACAUGGUAUUCAUUUUGUCCAACUUCAUUUACUUCAAGAAGUCAUAGUCAUUCGAUUAUUAUGGCGGCUCAACUACUUAACACUGCUGUGCCUUACUCAAAAGCAUCACGUGAACAAAUUACCAAUGCUGUACGACAUAUGGCAUUGCAAGUAAGUUAA